Molecule: messenger RNA, 2028 nt
Organism: Cuscuta epithymum
Lineage: Eukaryota; Viridiplantae; Streptophyta; Magnoliopsida; Solanales; Convolvulaceae
Source: the annotation of a GenBank genome assembly
AAUAGUCCAAUACAAUAAUUCAAUCAUAUGAAUGAAUCAGCUCAUAAAUAAUUCCAUGAAUUGGGAAGAAUGUUGCUAAAAUAAUACGGAGUAUGCAUGUUCAAUUCUUACUUUAAGAAAGAAAAAAAUAUAAUUUAGCAAGCCUAAUUCAUUAAGAAACCUUUCCGAUUGUCCAAUUGUUUAAUUGUUUAAUUCGUGUGCAUAAUGUAUGCACAAUAAAUUUACACACUAUUAAUUCAGAAUGAUAAGAAUCGUCAUCUGAAAAUAAUAUAAAUGGAAAUAAUAAUAGAUAAGAUUCCUUAAAAAUCACUCAAAUAUAGACAAAGUGUAUAAAUAUGAUAAUCAUUUCUUUCAAAAAUAUUAUUUAUUCAAUCCUAAUAGGAAAAGCUUUCUAAGAUAUAUGAGAUCACAUGAGUGGAGAGGACCUAGCCGCAGAGGCUAGGGUUUUUCUUGGUCGGGCUUUACCUUUCGCCCGUAGUUUUCAACGGCCGAAGCAAUAUCGGCAAGAAACAGGGCGUAUUCACGAGGAGAUAUCAGGUUUGACGGUUUCGCUUUAAAGGACGAGCUCGAACUUGUUUUUCUUGGGCAAACGAAGUGGAGAUGGAGAACAAUGUAGGAGUGGACGCACUGGCCAAGGUUUAUGAGUGGCUGGAUCUGGAGGAGGAGGAGGAGGACGAGAUCCUCGUGGUCGCACCGAUGGCACCGAACUCCAUGAAACACAAUCUGUCCAUGGAGGGAACCAUAACUUCAGAAAAGUCGGUACAUUUUUCUCAGUUUAGAGAUAUUAUGGCAUCUGUGUGGAAACCUGAGGAUGGUGUUACUAUAACUGAAAUUGGCCCUAGAAGGUAUGUUUUUUAGUUCUAUAAGGAGGAUGAUGUUAUUAAGGUGGAGGAGGAGGGACCGUGGCUUUUUGAUCAAAACUUAAUUGUCAUGAGCAGGCUAAAAGAGGGAGAUAUUCCCGUAUCUGUUCCACUGAAUAAAGCAGUUUUUUGGGUUCAAGUUCAUGAUAUCCCAGUGGGAUAUUUCACUGUUGCGAAUGCGGAACGAAUUGGGAACUUUUUAGGUACUUUUAUAAUAGUUGAUGAUCAUAACUUUUCUGAGAGAUGGGAAUCAUUUAUGAGAAUCCGUGUACGCAUUGACCUGGGAAAACCUUUGAAAAGGAAAUUGCUCCUGCGAAAAGAGGAAGAUGUCACUUUUCGUGUCAGGUUUUGCUAUGAGAAACUGCCCAGCUUUUGUUUUUUGUGUGGUAUAUAUAAUAGGGCAUGCAGAGAGUCAUUGCCCGCGCAAGAGAAGGGGAUAUGAUGCCACUAGUGAAAGGCCUUUUGGCCCUUGGCUAAGGGCUUCAAAAGGGGCAAAGCAAUGGAGAGAGAACAAAUGGCUUGUUCCAGCAGGGAAAGGAAUUAGUCCUGAUAGCAAGACUACCAGUGGUAAUAAUGAGGAAGGUAUGCGACCAGGUACGGUGGAAGGCGGGCUCUCACCACACGAGAGGGGAUAUAUCGAGCAGAAACGGAGGCGCGUGGAAGACUCAGCAGAGCACCAGACCAGGGAGGAGAUAGAGAUUGUUACUACCGGGGAAAAAACGGAGAGGAGGCGAGCUACAAAUCUGUAGCUCGCCAGACACAACAUUGAGAGGCUCUGGACCGCAGCUAUGGGGGUUGAAUAAGGCCGAGUGCCAUGAAGACUUUAUUUUUUUCUGCCGUUUUUCCUUUUAUUUUGUUCACUUUGCUUUUAUUAUUGUUUGGAACUUUAGUGGUAGGUUGAAUUUGGUUUUUUCUUGUUUGGCUUGGGAUGCUGUUUGUGGUGGAAGCGAUAAGGCUAGUUUAGCCGGUAAAAGCUUUGAAACUCUCACAUGGUUCGCGAAUAAUCUCGCUCCUUUCAGGGUGGUCUAUUCUAAGUCUAGCCAGAGAGUGGGGGGCUUUGGGCUUUGCUGAGCCUCACGAGGAGGUUUGGCUUUAUAUGAGGGGUAGUAAGUUUAGCUGUUUGAUUGAGAAAGCUUGGGUUAAUUGUAAGGGGGGAAGUAUGUUGACA